GGGCGUCACUUUUGUUUACAUUCAAUUGAACAUGAAAAACAUCACUCGUAGUUUGUAAUUAUUGUACAAAACAAGUUGAAAAAUUGUAAAAAAAAUUUAUUUUAAGUUAGUUUAAGAAUACACUAAUCGACCAACUAGUAAAAAUGAAUAAAGAAUUUGCAAACAUUGAUGGCUCUGCCAAGAAAACUCAAAAGGAAUCUUUGACUCCUUAUAAAGUAGCUGUCCUCAUGUUCAUCAAGUUGUACUGUAAUGAAACAAACAAAACUGUCAUUGAGAGAAGAGAUUUUUGUGUGGCGUCCCUUAAAUUAAUACAGUCUCCGGAUUUGAAUAAAAAAUCUUUGUUCAAAAUUAUUGACUCUUCAGACUUUAUAUUACAACGCUUGAGCCAUCAGCUAUCUAUAGAUUUGGAGUUCAUUUGUACAGAAGGUGUUAAAGAGCUACUAGACCUAUUUGACAGUUUGGGGGUGCUUAUGAAAUCUGUUACAGAGGAUUCUGAAAAGCUAAAUAAACAUUCGGUUCUUGGACUCUAUGUAAGACGAGCAAUUAUGUUGUUUGAAAAGUUGAACUUUUACAAAAUAGUAUCACUUUUUGAAGAUUUACAAGCAUAUGUAGAUGAAAACAGUGAUUACACCAUUUCUAUGGAUAGAUCUGAGAAAGAUCAAACGUUAUUCAACAACGAUAAUGAAUGGGGAGGCAGACAAGCAGAGUUACUUGUGGCUCAACAAGCUCAUGCUUUACUUACUGAUGAACACAAAGCACUUCCACCUGCAGAACUGCAAAGUCUUGUGAAAGAUCUGUUAAGCAGUAGUCCAUACUAUGCUGAAGCACAUUACUUAAGCUAUCUUAAUUGCUUAAGAGUAAACGAAUAUUGUGGCGCAUUGGAAAGUUUGUACCACUGUUUUGAUAGGCUUACACCAGUCGAUAACCGUCCAGUUUCUGAAGACAAACUCAGAACUUUCAGAUAUGCUGCUUUAAACCUUGCUGCUCUCCAUGCUCAAUUUGGCUAUAAAGAAUUAGCUCGAUUAGCUUUAAAAGAAACUAUUAUGUUGGCCCAAGAAGCAGGAGAUAAUAUUUGUUUACAAUUAGCUCACUCAUGGGUGUAUUACUUGAUGGAUAAAAACAAAUCUUCUCUGAUUGCAAGAUCAAUGGCUAAAGCAAAUUCAUUGGGAAUGGCUCAUACUUCUAGUUUAGCUCUUAUAGCAGCUGCUCAUGAUUUAGCAAUGGAAGGACAAGAACCAGUAAAUGUUUUUGAGGCGCUCAUGAGGUCUGAUCAUCUCAACUACGAACAUUCAAUGGUUGAUCUGAUGUCUAUGAUUUAUGCAGAGAAGACUGCCCUAUGGGCAUAUUAUGGUAAAACAGAAAUGUCAUCUAUAUGUGCCCAACUUCUUUUACUUUUUAAUUCUGGAGAAAAGAAACAAUUAAUGUUCAAUGGACCAUCAACUUGCCAAGCUGUGGUCACUAUAGCUAAUAUUUUGCAUGAAAUGGGUGAAUAUGCACUUGCUAAUGUUGUACUGGGUCAUGCCAAAGAAAGGUUUCCUAAUAAACCCAGCAAUAGAAUAUGGUCUUUAAGCGAACAGCUGCAUGAAUUUGAUAAAUUAAUUAGAAAUGAAAAAUGGUCAGCAGCUGAAGAAAUUGCAAUGCAAAUAUCAAGUCUAGAUAAAACUGAAAGUAAAUUUAGAUUGGCAGAAGUGUACUUUGCAAGGCAUAGUUUUUCUGAAGCUCUCAAACUUGCUUAUGAAUUAGAAGCCAUGGAAGAUACUAUUGCUUUACAUAAAAUCAGAGUCAAAUUACUCAUCAAUCAAAUCAAAUGCGGCUCUGUAGCUGCUGGGAAUCCACAAUCAGCAACAAAUUGUAUAUUAUUACUCAAUAAUGCCUUGGAUAUAGCAAAAAAGAAUCAUUUGUCUUACUACGAGGCAUUGGUCAACAUGCACAUCGUGAAUGUUCAACUAUUGUUACAAAUGCCAUUUCAAGCUUUGAAAAAUGUCAAAGAUUCAUUGAUAAAAGUACUCGCCCACGGUGGCUUGUACGAUCAAGCAAGAGCCCACAUUACUUACGCCAAAUGUUUGAUAGCCAAUGCGACGAGACAAAAGGACGAGGAUGAGAAAGACAUGCUGCACGACGCCAUCAAGUACUUGCUCAAAGCCAAAAAGUUGCUUCAAAAACUAGACGCCAAUAACAAAUUAAAAAUCACCCUGUACCUGCUGAGCGUUUGCUAUCACGAAGUCAAUAUGACCGAAGAACGAAAUAACUGCGCCUUCCAAUUCAAAGUUCUGGAUCAGCAAUUUCCAACGGAAAAAAUUCACGCAUUUUUGUUCUGAAACAAAAUGAUCAUGCGCGACAGUUGUAAAUACGUGUAA
Messenger RNA from Trichogramma pretiosum, 2357 nucleotides. RefSeq names its product anaphase-promoting complex subunit 5 (gene ida). Gene Ontology annotation, biological process: positive regulation of mitotic metaphase/anaphase transition; protein K11-linked ubiquitination; anaphase-promoting complex-dependent catabolic process. The record is from RefSeq and is a predicted model, not a curated record. NCBI's taxonomy places the organism in Eukaryota, Metazoa, Arthropoda, Insecta, Hymenoptera, Trichogrammatidae. The coding region runs from base 144 to 2318 and encodes 724 amino acids. Gene Ontology annotation, cellular component: anaphase-promoting complex. The transcript is spliced from 9 exons.